GGCCCUUCCCCGCUCAGCUCAUACUCUGCUCUAACGGCGUCCGAGCUUGCCACUUUUUACGCGAUGGCGGGACAGAAACCGUCGGCGUAUGCGCGAGGCCGUCGCGCCAAUUCGCGCACGUCAUGCUUCACAAGUCACUACACGGGGUUCUCGAUCUUCUAUGUUUGUUGAGCCGCUGAGGUCUCUGAUGAUGCGGGCAUACCAUUAUCGGCCAGCUACAUUUAAAAUUCGGCUGUCCAUACCCUUGAUCAGCGCUCAGUCCUAUUCGCGUGCGAGCGGUGCAGCACGAUUCUUCGCAGAGGAGCGCGUUCUCAUCGGCGUACGCCGGCACAUCGUCAUCUGCGCAAGACCAUUGGCCUGCAUGACCUUCGAAUUCCCUGCUUGCCACAGAUAUUUGAAUAUGAUCCAGGCUGUACGCCAUCUUACCGUCGUCUCUGAUAUGAGCGGUGCAGCUACACGCUCUUGCACGCUGAACCAUUUAUUCACACACGGCCAUCCUCCCAUUCCGAGAAGUCGACGCGCUGUGCGGCUGGUAUAUCCACAUCAGCACUUCCCUGUCCUUCUCUCGCAGAUACACAAGCUCCGCCACAAGCUGUGUCAGUUUCACAACACAUUCCCACAACUCGACAGAUCGAAGAGGGCAUACGCAGGCCACAUCUUAUCUCGUCGCUCUCAUUUGAUGUCGGCGUACGAUACCUUGGUGGUGCGGUGUUCAAACGCAUGCGCUGCAAACUCUCCGCAGGCUUCUUUUACCUCAACUUCUCGCUCAUGUCGGAUCCCGCGACAACUCCGCCCUAGAUUUCGAGCUGUGGGGCUAUGCGACACGUCCUACCCAUCCACAUCUCAGUCGCUUCCCUUCCGCCUGUCAGCGCCGUUUGUUGCCUCGCCGCUGAUUCCCUAAUUGGUCC
This is a messenger RNA of Phanerochaete carnosa HHB-10118-sp, 908 nucleotides long. RefSeq lists its product as uncharacterized. Bases 89 to 901 code for a protein of 270 amino acids. The record is from RefSeq and is a predicted model, not a curated record. NCBI's taxonomy places the organism in Eukaryota, Fungi, Basidiomycota, Agaricomycetes, Polyporales, Phanerochaetaceae. The transcript has 4 exons.